Messenger RNA from Hordeum vulgare subsp. vulgare (domesticated barley), 2117 nucleotides. RefSeq names its product casein kinase 1. Gene Ontology annotation, molecular function: protein serine/threonine kinase activity; ATP binding. Gene Ontology annotation, biological process: peptidyl-serine phosphorylation; signal transduction; endocytosis. Gene Ontology annotation, cellular component: nucleus; cytoplasm. Lineage: Eukaryota; Viridiplantae; Streptophyta; Magnoliopsida; Poales; Poaceae. Bases 369 to 1769 code for a protein of 466 amino acids. The record is from RefSeq and is a predicted model, not a curated record. The transcript is spliced from 14 exons.
CCUCGUUCUCUCCUUCCAUCCGUUGUACGGUCCCCGUCCGUUUCCCACAUUUUCCGCUUCCCCCAUCCGUCCCUCCAUUAACUCGUCUCCCGAUUCCAACCCCCACGAAAAUCCCAAAAAUACUCACAGAAGCAAUCCCUAGUCCCCGAAUCCCACCUCGAGGAGUAUCCCGAUUCGCUUCCGAUCAGCGCCAACUCGAUCUGCGGCUCCAUCUCAGGCGGUCCCGGGCGCGCGGUCUUGGCUCGGGAGAUCCGGGAUCCCGUCCUCGGGUGCUCUGGGCUCAAAUCUUGAGGCCUCUGGGCAAUGUGAUUAGGUCAAGGGGCGAUUUUAGGCGCAGCCGUUGCUGAAUCUCUUGCGGGGUUGCAAAGAUGGAGCAUGUGAUCGGGGGGAAGUUUAAGCUGGGUAGGAAGAUCGGGAGCGGAUCUUUCGGGGAGCUGUAUCUUGGCGUGAACAUACAGAGCGGCGAGGAGGUGGCUAUCAAGUUGGAAUCUGUCAAAUCAAGGCAUCCCCAGCUUCAUUAUGAGUCAAAACUAUAUAUGCUUCUGCAAGGGGGGAUGGGUAUUCCUCAUCUGAAGUGGUUUGGAGUGGACGGGGAGUACAAUGUCAUGGUCAUUGAUCUUCUUGGUCCAAGUCUGGAGGACUUGUUCAACUAUUGCAACAGAAAAUUUACCCUUAAAACAGUACUUUUGCUUGCUGAUCAGAUGAUCGCCAGGGUAGAGUACAUGCACUCGAGGGGCUUUCUUCAUCGUGAUAUAAAGCCAGACAACUUCCUUAUGGGUUUAGGCCGUAAAGCAAGCCAGGUUUAUGUUAUCGACUAUGGCCUUGCAAAGAAGUACCGGGACCUCCAAACUCAUAAGCACAUACCAUACAGGGAGAACAAGAAUCUUACAGGAACAGCACGUUAUGCUAGUGUAAACACCCAUCUUGGAGUAGAACAAAGCAGGAGAGAUGAUUUAGAAUCUCUCGGUUAUGUGCUGAUGUAUUUCAUAAGAGGAAGCCUUCCUUGGCAAGGUCUGAAAGCUGGCACGAAAAAACAGAAGUAUGACAAAAUUAGUGAAAAGAAAAUGUUAACUCCAGUUGAGGUCCUUUGUAAAUCUUAUCCAUCGGAGUUCGUUUCAUACUUCCAUUACUGCCGAUCCUUGCGAUUUGAAGAUAAACCAGAUUACAACUAUCUGAAGAAACUCUUCCGAGAUUUAUUUAUCCGUGAAGGGUACCAGUCUGAUCAUAUAUUUGACUGGACUGUGUCAAGGCAAGUAGCAGAGAAUAACAGAUUGCGACCAAGUGGAAGGACAGCUGGGUUGGUGGGACCAUCUGCAGAACGGGCUGAACGGGUUGCAGCAAGACAGGAUGUUCCUGAUAGAUUCUCUGGUUCAGUGGAUACAUUUGCCAGAAGAACUGGCUCUGGUUCUGGCCAUCAUGCAGAAAACACGAAGCACAGAACUUUGUUGGAUUCACUGUUGGCACCUAAGAUGGCUGUUGAUUCAGAUAAAAGAAGGCCUACAUCAUCCCGGAAUGGGAGCACAUCGAGGAAGGCUCUCCUGUCAAGUAGCAGACCAAGUUCUGGAGAGCCCAGUGACCCGACUCGCACUAGCCACCUAAUCCCAACCAGUAGUGGCAGCAGUCGUCCAUCAACCACUCAGAGGCUUCACCAAUCAACUGGACUCGAGGCCAGGUCCUCGUCGCUGUCGAAAACUGCAAGAAAUAUCCAUGAUGAUCCCACUCUAAGGACAUUUGAGCGCCUUACAAUUAGUGCAGACCGGAGGAAAUAAAAGUUUGAAGAGUAAAAGGAUGUCAGUUGCUGUCAUGAGUGUGGGCACUUGGAUUCUUUCAGCUCCAGAUGAUGCUCACUGGUCAGCAAGAUAAAUGAUGUGCUACACAAGAUGCCGAGGAAUGCAUAUAGCGAAGGGGGCUCAUCGAAUCUUGGCAUGAAUGAUCGAGCACUGUUAUUUCAAUGUCUGUUCUUUUGAAUGGCUAAAGAAAACGUUUUACACCAUUCUGGAGGGCCUGGAUUGUCUCGGCUGCAUUGUUUGGCCGUGCUGGCCUAAUUGAUGUUAAUGUUGACUCAAGACACUUGUGGACACGCUAUUCAAAUAAAACAGUUCAUUAGACUUUCAAAA